GCGCACGCUUCGCGCGACAGGAGGCACUCCCGCGAGACUGCACUCGCGCGAGCGUCCAGCGCACAGGUUCUUCAACCCGCGCGCCCGAGUUCGCGUCCCCCGUCUCGUCCGCGGAAGGCGGCAGACAACGCAAGGGACCGCCCGAGAAGCGAAGGACGAAGGGUCGUCGAACCGUCGAAAACAGGCAGAGAUGGCUUCCGCCUCCAGCGCGCUCCCGCGCCGCAUCAUCAAGGAAACCCAGCGGCUCCUGUCCGAGCCCGCGCCCGGCAUCAGCGCUCAGCCCCAGGAGGAUAACCUGAGGCACUUCUCGGUGAUGAUCCGGGGUCCGCAGGAUUCGCCGUACGAGGGGGGCGUGUUCGAGCUGGAGCUCUUCCUCCCCGAGGAGUACCCGAUGGCGGCGCCCAAGGUUCGCUUCCUGACGAAGAUCUACCACCCGAACAUAGACACCCUCGGCCGCAUCUGCCUGGACAUCCUCAAGGACAAGUGGUCCCCGGCGCUGCAGAUUCGCACCGUGCUGCUGUCCAUCCAGGCGCUCCUCUCGGCGCCCAACCCGGACGAUCCCCUGUCCGAGAAGAUCGCCAAGGCUUGGAAGGUCGACGAGGCGGAGGCGCUCAAGACGGCGAAGGAGUGGACGCAGAGGUUCGCCAUCAAGAACUGAGCACGAGAGCGACGAGGGUGGGUGCGGUUGAGUGAAAGUAAGUGUCUGAAGAAGGCGGGGGUCGACGGACGACGAGCGCGUAAGAUUAGCCGCGUUCCAACUUGCGAAUUCGACCGAUUUUUGCAUGCU
Messenger RNA from Micromonas commoda, 787 nucleotides. RefSeq lists its product with no specific name. Gene Ontology annotation, biological process: protein K63-linked ubiquitination; DNA damage tolerance. The record is from RefSeq and is a predicted model, not a curated record. Gene Ontology annotation, cellular component: nucleus. The transcript has 2 exons. NCBI's taxonomy places the organism in Eukaryota, Viridiplantae, Chlorophyta, Mamiellophyceae, Mamiellales, Mamiellaceae. Gene Ontology annotation, molecular function: ubiquitin conjugating enzyme activity. Bases 191 to 658 code for a protein of 155 amino acids.